Messenger RNA from Tuber melanosporum (Perigord truffle), 2027 nucleotides. RefSeq lists its product as uncharacterized. Gene Ontology annotation, cellular component: cell septum; cytoplasm. Gene Ontology annotation, biological process: positive regulation of G2/M transition of mitotic cell cycle; establishment of cell polarity. The transcript has 2 exons. The coding region runs from base 1 to 1683 and encodes 560 amino acids. The record is from RefSeq and is a predicted model, not a curated record. Lineage: Eukaryota; Fungi; Ascomycota; Pezizomycetes; Pezizales; Tuberaceae.
AUGCCAAUUCUGAAUGCAGCGCCUGGUGGGGCGGCUCUUAGAAGAUCGACUCGGACGACUUACAGGAGAGGGAGUUUGCGGAAGGGGGAAAGAGUUCCUCUUCCGAAGAGGGUUGUUAAAUCGUCGGAGACCGAUGCGGAGGAUAGCUCUCCAGCAUCUUCACCAAUUGUUUCCAAGGGCGGAUUUCGAUUAGAGCGCGUAUCAACUGAGCCGAUGCCCUUGUCAACUGCCCGUAGGGAUGAACCAGAUGACUACCCAAGACGAUCCUCUCAGAGGGGAUCCGCUGUAAAGGCAAGUAGUUCGUCUGUUUCUAUCGAUGUCAUUGGUAAGUCGUCGGAAAAACAUAAAUCUGCACCUACCAAACAGAGGAGAGCUUCAUCUCCUAAGGGGUCAUCAAGGUCUCGGCAGAGUGAGCCUAUACCUCCAGUCCCCUUGAUUGUUGAAACACCGCCACCAGAACAACCUCAGGAAUUAAUCAUUCCUGAACGGCAUUCAUCAUUUGACCCUCCACCCCAACCGCAAGCGCCACAGUUACCAAGGCAGGCGAAACCGCAACGACCUGCACUACAGAGGACCCAAGCCUCUGAAGUUGUCACAGAGGUGGUAUCGUCGCCUACGGCACUAGCUAGUAGAGGCCCUGAACCAGUACCACUCUUGGACCCCGGGAAGGCUGAUGGGAAGGAGAGAAAGAGGCCUGAUUCAGCGGGCAGUAAUGAUGGGGGCACGGGGCGCAAAUCAAGCUGGGGAUGGUUGCUCGGGGAUUCAGCGGACAAAACAAGAGAGAGGGAAAAGGACCACCACCACCACCACCACCACGAAAAGAAGGAUAAGGAAGAGAAGACUAAAGUGAAGAAGGAGAAGCGCCCGAAAUCGGCUGAUAAGCAUGAUAAUACUCGAUUGGAUCUUUUGCAGAAGUCUAUCGAUCUGGGCAAUACCGGGAAAGUCAUUACCAGCGAUACCAACGGGUCCAAGACGGAUGAGAAGGAAGCUAGGAAGCCCCGGGGUGAGGAUAAGAAAGAGAAGGAGGGGUUGUUCUCCUUCUUUGGGAGUUCGAGGAAGAAGCCUGGCGGUGAUGGUGCUCAGAAGGCCAAGGGUAGCAGCUCUAGGGGGGUCUCUCCGGAUCCGGCGCAUCACCAACCUCAACAGACAUAUUACUAUACUCGUUUCCCAAUCCACAUUGAGCGCGCCAUCUAUCGCCUCUCGCAUUUAAAACUCGCAAAUCCAAGGAGACCUUUACAACAGCAGGUGUUGCUUAGCAACUUUAUGUAUUCCUACCUCGCAAAGGUGCAGCAAACACAACCGCAUCUGGUCCAGCAGGCAACCGUCAGCCAGCCAUCAAGGGAACAGCAGAAGCAGCAGCAGCACCAACAGUCAGAGCAGCAGAGCAGCCAGUAUUACCAAUACGAUAAUGGCUCUAACGAAUCUGACUACGUCGAUGAUUCCCAAAUGUACGACGACGAGGCCAACGACACGGAUAGACCACAAUCCCGCGCAGCACAAUACACCUCCAAGCACGCCCCGGAGAAUGGAAACGGUUACUACGACCAGCCACUUGAACCCCGACGCGAGCGGGAGCGCGAUAGAGACAGAGACCGCGAUUAUAGUGGGAGUAGGUCAUCGAAAUCACGAAGCACAAAGUCAGCACCGCACGAACCAAAAUCUGCAAGCGACGAUAUGUGGUGACCUUUCUUCCUUUCAUGUCUCUUGUGGUUUUUCUACUUUGUACAGUCUCUUUACGCUCUUCUGCAAAUAACCGUCAAUCGCAUCGUUGGGGAAAUCUGAGCUUCUUUUCUUUCUUUUCUUUCUUCUCUUUACAUUUCAAUUACCUGUCGUUUACUGCAGUCUCUUUUCUUGCCGUGCCCUUUGAAUGUGUUCUAGCGAGUGAUAAUUGGUGCAUCGAGAGGGGAAUGGAUUGGAACUGGUGACAUGGGCUGGUUGGCUGGUGGGGGGUAGGAGUGGGUGUUGUAGGACAAUAGGGCGGUGCGGCCUGGCUUAGCUGAAUAUAUUAAUUCGAUUCGUGAGAAUGG